UAAGUUUACCCAUUUGCCCACUUCAGGAAAGAGUGAACAAAAAGUUGAUUGAAUGAUGAUAAUGUUUUUAUUUUAUUUUUUAUGAGUGUGAAAGAGAGAAGCAGAAGAAGAAGUAAAUUGUGGGAUCAUAUGAUGUGCGGAUGUGUGUGUUCCUUCUGAUUUUUGUUUGUAUGUUUUGUUUGUUUGUCAAAUCAAGUACACUUACUAUAGAGUCAAGGAAAGUCAGCUGCUUGGAAGGUGGGUUUUCUUGGAAUUAGUGGUGAUGCUUCAAAUCCAAAAUCGUGGGUAUUUCGACCGACUCGGUGCAACACUCGAGAAAGUAUUUCAAAGUACUUGAUCAGCUAAUUGGGUCACAAUUAACAACUAAUUGUCGAGGUUUCUACAAUUCGUGAAAGAUAAUAGAAUAGAAAAGGUUUACUUUAUCGACUGUUCGACACGUAUUCAUGUUGUAUCUUGUCGUGAAAAAAAACACAGUAGUUUUGCGAAACUAAAAAUUUAAAUCUUAAUUGCAGACAAUCACCCCCCUCCCAAACUGAACUUCUCAAGUCUUCCAUUUCAGACCUAAUUAUGGUUCAAUUGUUUUAACAAAUCCAUUACAUACCAAUAAUUUCUUAUUUUUAAUUUUACCCACUUACCCACUAAGCACUUGUAACUGAUUUUACCAUAUUCUUCACUUGUAAUUUGUAAAUUACCUUGGCAACAAAUUUUGGUGAAAGUUGGGAGGUGGGGGAGAAUUUUACCUUUACGAGAACAAGUGAAGUGAGUGGGCAAAUGAACGUGGACGAGUCAGGGUCAGGUCAGACCUAUAAAUGGGAUUCCUUUCUUUCCUCUGUUUCCCCAGUUUGCCAACACAUUACACACUACAAUAUUGAGCGGGGGAAAAGGGUGAAAAUGAGAGGUGAAUACAAUUCCCCUGCAUUUCCAUUUUCCAUAGCCGAGAGAAAGAACUUCAAAACAGAGAAUACAAACAAGAAUCGAAAGAAGGAAAUUAGCAGGCUAGCUAGUUGCUGUAGCAGCAGCAGCCCUCAGCCCCUGUAAUUUCAAAAGCUGAACCCUGCCAAAAGGACCACACAAGCUAACCAUCUUUUUCCUCCCAAAUGCACCCACUUCUCUAAUGUUGUAUGUUGUUGAAGCGUCACGAGCCGCGCGAGCGUCACCAACUUGAUUUCAGUCCGUACUUAAAUCUUCGCAUCAAUACAUCGCAUUCAAAACUUGAGUACUCGGUUCAAACUGAUAGCAACCUGUUGCUAUCGGGUUAGGGUUUUGCUUGUAACUCACAAGCGAGAGAACGACGUAGAGUGUCGAAAGACUUUUAGGUUUAUUCUUUGAUUGCCUCUCCGACUAAUGCCUUGAUUACAAUAUAUAGACGACUAAACCUAAUACCUAAACCAUCAACCCUAGCCGACCCCUACUACUUCCCUAGGCCUCUCGGCCCUCUCCUAUCCCAACACAUAAACGGAGACUUAGCUCCCAAAAACUAAGUCUAAAUACUAAUUAACCCAACAAUAUCCCCUAAGCCCAAUACCCACACAAGCACAAUACGUAACAUAGAAAACCAAAGAAAACACCCAAGGCCGCCUAACAAACGAGUUGCUAUCACAAACUAACUACAUGAGUUCUCCACAUGGGUUUCGGUUUUAUAAACGACUUUGUUAUAAACGCGCUGUUACGGAUCGGAAAAUCGCAGGAAUCGACAAAGAAAAAAUACGAAAGCGAGAAUCGAAAACACGACACACGAUUUACGUGGUUCACUAACACGAUGUGUGUUAGCUACGUCCACGGGCGAGAGAGAGCCAGUUUCACUAUAUCAAGGAGAUUACAGAUUACAGAGGAGUAUGAGAAGUAUUUAUAGUACUUCUCCAUGUGGAUCUAAACCUAAUCCAUUCUGGCAAAGAAAACGGUUACAGACCAGACCCAGAACCCGAACCCAAAUAACAGUAAGGCAGCUAGGCAAUGGCUUAUUAUUUCUUAGCUGCUGCCUAUAAACUCCAUUUAUGAACCAGAAAGCUAUGGAUGUGAACUCUGAGCAGCACGUUUUCGGAAUUUUCAGGGACACUCACUGUCACGUAAUUGACCCUUGCUUGCCUGCUCCCCAUUUCCAUCCAUUUCAAGUUUCCAUCACUGAACACCAAAGAACAAAGAUUGGAAAUCAUUCAUAAUACAGGUGUGGGGAUUGCAUUAAAUGCCCUCUCAUCUUCCCCAGCUUCUCAAACUUUAAGGAAGGUGAAUCGUUCCCAAUAAACCAAUCAAAAGUUACUGUGUAAACUAAUUUGCAGGGUUCUUGUAGGUAGAAAUUUGUAUCCAGAUUUGUUGUGUUAGUAAUGGCAGUGUCCGCUUUCAGUAAGCACGUUGUUGACGACCCACAUGAUAUGUGUGAUGUAAAAUCGGAAUUCGAGAAUCAUUGAAAUUUACAAUCGAACUGAAGUAUGAAAUAAAAAAUUUGUGAUGUCGGGGUCAUGAUUAUUAUCUAACAGAUAGACACCCGUGUCCACUAGAAAAAAUAAAAAGAAAUUUAGUAUAAAAUUUUAAAACGAGGGGAGCAAUAGACAUGAUGCUAUUAGACAAUAAUGAUAUGAUUGAGGCUUAAGAUCCGGACAACACAAGUUGUUGAGAUGAAAUAGUUCUCUGUAAUAAGUCUUGUUUUCAAACCCUUUACGACCCUCCAUAUCUACUGAUAUUCAGACCUCAAUUUUGCGAUGGGUUUGAACAAAUAUCAAUUUCAUGCGUUAACUUUGAUUUUGAAAAGUAAAGUAAGUGAUCACCG
Molecule: messenger RNA, 2764 nt
Organism: Linum trigynum
Lineage: Eukaryota; Viridiplantae; Streptophyta; Magnoliopsida; Malpighiales; Linaceae
Source: the annotation of a GenBank genome assembly